GCCGAAUCUGGCGCAUGCGCACAUCGAAAAAGAAUGCGGACUUCGCAGCUCUCACAAUAUUAAAUUGUUUGAUGGCCAUACUUUGAUAAAUCAUGUCGAAAGCACCAUCUCAGCCCGGCUCUUCGGGUGCCGCGGCCAACCUAGGACCUUCUUCGUCCUCCUCGUGCUCGUCUCCCUCGGCAGGUGGCACGACGUCCCCCGCUAACGUGCUGCACGCGCAGCCCGAGAAACCCCAGCACUACACGUAUCUCAAGGAGUUUCGAACAGAACAGUGUCCCCUGUUUGUGCAACACAAGUGCACUCAGCACCGCCCCUUCACCUGCUUCUACUGGCACUUCCUGAACCAGAGACGACGGAGACCGAUUCGCCGGCGAGACGGGACCUUUAAUUACAGCCCUGAUGUGUAUUGUGCUAAAUACGAUGAAGGAAUAGGGACGUGCCCGGACGGAGAUGAGUGUCCUUUUCUGCAUCGGACAGCGGGAGACACAGAACGCCGCUAUCACCUGCGAUACUAUAAGACUGGCUCUUGUAUCCAUGAGACUGAUGGGAAAGGGCACUGCAGUAAAAAUGGCCCUCAUUGUGCUUUUGCUCAUGGCUCCCAUGACCUCCGUAGCCCUGUCUAUGACAUCAGAGAGGUUCAGGUCUUAGAAUCCCAAGCUGCCACAGGAUUGGUCGAGGGGCCAUCUGGAGAGGGGCAGUCAGGGGUCGUGGCGAGCACGGCGCUCAUAGAAAAGAUUCUGAGCGAAGAUCCACGCUGGCAUGAUAACAGUUUCGUUCUGACCCACUACAAGACUGAACUUUGCAAAAAACCUCCACGGCUGUGCCGUCAGGGCUAUGCGUGUCCUUACUAUCACAACAGCAAAGACCGCAGACGCAGUCCUCAUAAACACAAAUACAGAGCCCUGCCGUGCCCCGCGGUGAAACACAGCGAUGAGUGGGGGGACCCCAGUAAAUGUGAAAGCGGUGAAGGAUGCCAGUACUGCCACACACGGACAGAACAGCAGUUCCACCCUGAGAUCUACAAAUCCACCAAAUGCAAUGACAUUCAGCAAAGUGGAAACUGUCCCAGAGGGCCGUUCUGUGCUUUUGCUCAUUUAGAAAAAAUGAGUGUUAGUGAGGAGCAUCUGGCUCCACAAAGCAGUUCUCCUCCUCUCGUAAGGUCCUGUUCUGCCCCCUCAGAAGACUUGAGCCAGAUUGGACCCUGUCCCGCCACAGAGGAGGGGCUGCUGGGACGGGUUCUGCUGGAGGAGUCCUGCAGCAUUGAUGUGAGCCCUGGAGGAGAGGGAGGUUAUGGGAAAGCCCCUGGGUUUGAACGGGAGGACCAGGGCAAACAUAAAAGUUUUGGACAGGAGCAGCGUAGCAGAGAAAUCUCCAUGCACAGCAAACAGGAUAUGUUAGUGUUUCUGCCCGUCGGCAGUCCUCUCAGUAUGUCCUCCAGUAUACCCUCCAGCCUGGCAGCCACCCCACCCAGCCCUGCACCCCCCGGCCCCUCGCCGGGCAUGAAUGCCAACGCCCUUCCUUUCUACCCAACAAGUGACACAGUGGAGUCUGUAGUGGAAUCGGCACUAGAUGAUCUAGAUCUGAAUGAUUUUGGAGUCUCGGCUCUGGAGAAAAGUCUAGAGAGCUCAGCGUUGCCCAGCAUGGGUCUUAUGUUGGGAGGCAGUCAGUUACAGUGUUCUGCACCUGUCAAUAUCCCUGGCUCUCUGAGUAGCCCCUCCCCUUUCAGAUCGCCCUCACCUUCUCCGCCAAUCAGAGCUCACCACUCUCCAUUCCUUUCUGCACAACUGCCACAACCCAGCCAAUCAGAGAGUAGCUUUUUGGGGACCUCUCAUGGUUCUUUAGGUUUAAACGGUAUGAACAGCAGUAUUUGGGAGCAUUUUCCUACAGGCCAGAGUUCCCCAGGCACCCCACCUGCCCUGCUCUCAACAGGGGGCAUGUAUGCAGAGGCGUCCCGUCUCAAACAGGAAGUGGAAGAGGCACACAGAGUGCUAAAACGGUGGGACCACAGCUGGAGACAGAUGACACAGUCCUGGGCAGUCUUAAAAGCUGAUGCAGAGGAGGCUCGUCUCCAGGCGGGACAGCUGGGUAUUGAGGCAGAGCGGGCACGGCAGGCCGAAGAGGUGGCACAGCAACAUGCUGCUGUCCUGGAGGAGGCUCUAGAGAGUCUACGGCACGCAGAAAACCCACACCUGCAGGUACACCAGCUGCAGUUACUGCACAGACUGCCGCUCAGCUCCAUCUGCAGCCUUCAGGCCCAGAUCUGCACCUGCUUACGGACUGUAGAACAGGCUGUGUUCAGGAAGCAGAGAUUAUAUUGUGUAUCUUGCGAUGAGAUGGGUUCAGUCACGUUGCCAUGCCAACACGGCCUGCACUGUGAACGAUGUGCAGCCUCCACAGAAUGCCCGCUGUGCACGGACCACCAGCAGAGCCUGAACAUCCCACAGACUUAA
This is a messenger RNA of Triplophysa rosa, 2450 nucleotides long. RefSeq names its product unk zinc finger (gene unk). NCBI's taxonomy places the organism in Eukaryota, Metazoa, Chordata, Actinopteri, Cypriniformes, Nemacheilidae. Gene Ontology annotation, molecular function: metal ion binding; mRNA CDS binding. Gene Ontology annotation, biological process: cell morphogenesis involved in neuron differentiation. The coding region runs from base 93 to 2450 and encodes 785 amino acids. The transcript has 15 exons. The record is from RefSeq and is a predicted model, not a curated record.